This is a messenger RNA of Hydra vulgaris (swiftwater hydra), 2650 nucleotides long. Its product is annotated as tyrosine-protein kinase receptor torso. The record is from RefSeq and is a predicted model, not a curated record. Gene Ontology annotation, cellular component: plasma membrane; signaling receptor complex. Gene Ontology annotation, biological process: positive regulation of kinase activity; cell surface receptor protein tyrosine kinase signaling pathway; protein phosphorylation. NCBI's taxonomy places the organism in Eukaryota, Metazoa, Cnidaria, Hydrozoa, Anthoathecata, Hydridae. Gene Ontology annotation, molecular function: ATP binding; transmembrane receptor protein tyrosine kinase activity.
AUGGAAGCAAAGCCAGCGCGAAGGGGCAUCAAUCAAAAUAAUGAAUUUGAUUAUAAUUGUUCAAACACCUCCUGCAAACAGUGCUUGACAGUCUGCAAACAACCUUUGCCAUUUAAUUUAUCAAGAUGCGAGUCAGCAUGCAUUGCUUCUCAAACAUGUCAAUUUGGCUGUCAGUUUUAUUCGAAAUUGUUUGAUGGUAAACAAAAUGUUGAAAAUGGUACCAAUUUACCCAAUGUUUUAUCUUCUUAUAUAUCAAAUGUUGACAAUCAGUUUCUGAGUUCCACCUUUCAAUGGCCUUACAUCAUGUCAAAUAACAAUCUUGUAUCAAGCAUAUACUUGGUAACAAUUACAAAUCAAAAUGGAAUUUUUCAACAGGAAACAGUAUUAGGUUUAGUAGCAGACAACCAAAUACAAGUUAUUGAAGCAGAUGUUUGCAACAAUCUUAUUGAUGAGUCAUAUUUAUAUGAAGAACAUAAUAAUUUUAGAAUAAAUGUUUAUCCUAUUAACUACAAUGGAUACAAAAAACAAACUAAUCUAACAAGUUUCUUUUCAAACUUUAGGAAGACAGUUGGGGUAUCAAACAUAAACAUAAGCUCACAUGGAAUGUAUUCACGAGACUAUGAAUUUGAGUAUUUGAGUUGGAGCAUAACUUAUUUUUUACCAAAAGGUUUUCCUUAUUACAGUUCUGUUGGAGCUGAAACAUUACAACCCUAUUGUUUAACUAAUGAAGUUGGUGAAGAUUUUUUCCCUCCUUUUAAAGUUAUUUUUAAUAACUUAUCUGGUAAUUUUAAAAUAAUAAAUCCAUCACAUGAUCGACUUAAAGGUUGCACUAUUAGAUUAAAGAUUUUAACAAACAUUGGAAAUUGUACUGUUGGAAAUGUUUCUGAAAUAUCAUUUACUUACACAGGUUGUCAAGAUGUUUCGAAUUUUGAAAAUUGCAGCUUUAAUUUAAGUUCUACUUCUACAAAGUUUUCAAUUUCAAUUAUUGUUUGGAUUGCUGUGCCUUCUGUAACAUUGAUAAUAAUUUUGAUUGUUAUUUGUAUUUGGAAAAAAAUAAGAUCUAAUUAUUCAUCAAAAUGGAAAGAUAAUUUUUUCAGCCAAUACAUUGAUACUCAAGUGAUUUUAAAAGAAAUAGAUGUGUGGGAAAUGUUACCUCAAGACAUUUGUAUUCAAGAAAAAAUAGGCGAGGGAGCUUUUGGAACUGUUUAUAAAGGAACAAUAAAAUCUGAAAUUAACAUGAAUGCAAAAUAUGUAAACCAACAAUCCCUUCUUAAUUUUCUUGAAAAAUAUCCAGAUGGUACUGCACCUAAAGUUGUAGCUAUUAAAUGUUUAAAAGACAUUGCAACUGAAAGCGAAUUCUUGGAUUUUCGAGAUGAAAUCAAUAUUAUGAAAGAUAUUGGUUACCAUAAAAACAUUGUAAAUAUGGUUGGAUGGUCCACUUUUAAAAAUUCAUUUUGUCUAGCUGUUGAGUACAUGGAAAAUGGAGAUCUUCUAAGUUUCAUGAGAAAGAGUCGAGCAAUAAUUUGCUCUAAUGAAGAAAAUAAAAAAAAAGCUGGUCAAUUUUUUUAUGAAAAUUGUUAUUUAGAUGAUCAAAAGACUGACAAAAUGUUAGAUAACAAUCAAAUCAGCACUCCAAAUAAAGAAAGUGUAAUGAUUGCACCAAAUGAACUUCUUUCCUUUGCAUGGCAAAUUGCAUCAGGAAUGGAAUAUUUAGGAUCUGUAAAGUUGGUACACAGAGAUCUUGCUGCAAGAAACAUUCUUGUAGGAAAUAAAAGAAAUAUUAAAAUUUCAGAUUUUGGUUUAGCAAGAAAAAUCAAUGAUGAUCAAAUAUAUGUGUGCAAAAAAAAUCGUCGUUUGCCUAUUAAAUGGAUGUCUGUAGAAGCUAUAUUUGAUUCUUCGUUUACUUCUUGUAGUGAUGUUUGGUCAUAUGGAAUUGUCCUUUUUGAAAUUGUUACGUUAGGUGGAUCACCUUAUCCUAAUUUAAACAACCAUGAGCUUCUUCGUUCUCUUAAAAUGGGUUACAGAAUGGAAAAACCAGAAAACUGCGGAAACCAGAUAUAUCAAAUCAUGCAACAGUGUUGGAAUGAAAAUCCUUUACUGCGUCCAACAUUUACGGAAUUACGAGAACAUUUUGGCGAUAUUAUUGGUCAAGAAAACAACUACUUCAGUUUUGACAUUGAUGAAAGUAAAAAUUACUAUAAUGUUGCCUCCUUUAAUAGUCUUCAAUCAGAUGAGAAUCACGAAUCAGAUACAGAUGAGACUGACGACAAACUUGGUAAAGAACUCGAAAUUAUCAUGAAAAGAGUUAUUCCUUUGAAAUCAAAUUCACUUUCUAAAAGUUAUCUUCAAAACAAUUUAAUUAAUAUAAAUCGUUCCUAAUUUAAAAAGAUUAUAUCAGAAUCACUUUGGAUAACUAUUAAUGAUAACCGUAUGACAGGUUUAAUGUUUACCAUGCGACAGAUUAUGUAACAGCUUUUAAUGUUAACCAUGCGACAGAUUAUGUGACAGCUUUUAAUGUUGACAAUCUUUUUUUGUUUAUAUAUACUUAUAAAAAUAUAGUUAAAAAGUUGUUUGUUUCAAUUCACUCUAAAAAUGUACCUAAAACUUUUUUUUUUACUAUUUUAUUUUAUACAAUGUUGUUUAAAAAUUU